This is a messenger RNA of Fusarium graminearum PH-1, 1396 nucleotides long. RefSeq lists its product as uncharacterized. Bases 185 to 1276 code for a protein of 363 amino acids. Lineage: Eukaryota; Fungi; Ascomycota; Sordariomycetes; Hypocreales; Nectriaceae. The transcript has 4 exons. The record is from RefSeq and is a predicted model, not a curated record.
CACCAACCACCGCGUAUAUUGAAGAAUCGCCUCGAGGCUCGCUACAUAGAACGGUGCAUCCUGACGCAAUUCUUUUGAAACGGCGCACUAUUGAAGAUUUGUUUGUUUAUAUAAAGAGGCCCCUUGCGCCUGCUGCCAUUGGCGCUAUUCCCUCCACCUAGCAAUGCGACAGCGCGCUGCUUAAAUGUCGCCCGAUCAUGGAUCGUCGCGGUCGCGACGAGGAGUUUGGAGUCACUGGGUGCCCCUCGCAGUUACACUUACAGUCGCGACUGUAGGUGUGGCUGCUUGGGUAUGGAGCCAGAGAAAGGACACGGAAGAGGAGGACGACAAUGGCCUUGAUUACAGUAACCAUGCCCGUGGAGGCGAUCAUCAAGCAUACGGGUCCCACGAUGUCGGCUCGCGCGACAUUCAAGGGCCGGAGAAGCCACCACGACCCGAUGGUCAAAGCCACGGAAUUGCGCAUGCGAACGAAGAAGCAACCGGCGGGGGCUGGGGUUCGCGCGUGACUGGUGCUCUGCGACGAACACCGAGCCCGCAGCAGUUCUUCGACUCGACAGCGCCCGCCGAUACGUCGUCCCAACACAUCGGCGGCAGUAGGCGACGCAAGACGGUUGCGAUUGUGGUGUCUGCCGAGACAGGCGCCGUGCCUGAAGAGGAGGAUCCGUUCCAUGAGCACGCUUCCAUACUCUCCCACAUCCCUCGACACAUCGAUCACUCCAAGGUCAAGCUAUUUGUUCUGAUUUACGCUCCUGGUUUGAAGGAACCCGCCGUGGAUACUGCUAAUAGUAACCUUCCGCCACCUUCGCUAAGCUCCUCAUUUUCUAACAUUGGACACGAUCAAGUUCAAACUCCCGCCGAAGAGUCAAAGAACCAGUUCGAAUCUGGAAGCCCUGCCUUCAACUCAAUUUAUUCACAGGCUCUGGGUUUGGUUGAGAAGGAAACCAUGGUUCUUCCUUUUACUACAUCAAAUGGCCAUGUUCAUAUCCUGCGACACCUUCAGCCUGAAGUUAUCUAUCUUCAGAAAGCCCUUUCUGGUCAAGAUGGCAGCAUCAUCACGACUCUCCAGACCUGGCUUCGACAUGACGUCAUUCUGAUUGUUGGUGCAGAUGGUGGUUCUGGAGGUUUGGCAGAUAGUGAAUCUGAGGCGGAGCGAUCUACUAAGAACAAAGAGUGGUGGCAGCGAUCUGAAAGGGUUGGAAGAGGACGUGGAGUUGUGGUUGUCGAUAGUAUGAGGCUAAAUGACGAUUGGGCGCGUCGAGUUCAGGGACGUGAGUAAGGCCAACGCGUCUUGCGACAUAGCACGAGAUACCAUGAACCUAUCUAUUUAGUAUAUGUCAGAUUCUUGCAAACACGAGCACGCGUGUGUACUUUCUAAAUCAAAGUCUAUUCAAUUAAG